AUUUCUCAGGGAGCCUGGCAAUUGUUCCCAACUUUUGCCGUGCACAAGGAGUCAAAUCCCAACGGGAAGGGGAGGUCAGUGCGGAAAAGCGCCAGUUCACGCCAGAUGAGGCUCGGUUACCGCACACCCCUCGCUGGAGGUCCAAUUCAGCCAAUUAGAGGCUGGCUCCCCGUUUGUGCUCGUAGCCAUUCCUCAGACUGCAGAACCGCCCAGCUGGAAGCCGAGGGCGCCCAGGGAGGCCUGCGGCUGCCCACGCCUCGCAAGACGGGCACCACCAUAGCGGGGGUCGUGUACAAGGAGGGGAUCGUGCUCGGGGCAGACACCCGGGCCACCGAGGGGAUGGUGGUCGCCGACAAGAACUGCUCCAAGAUCCACUUCAUCGCGCCCAACAUCUACUGCUGUGGGGCAGGAACAGCCGCGGACACCGAAAUGACGACGCAGAUGAUUUCUUCCAACAUGGAGCUUCAUUCCCUUUCAACCGGGCGGCUGCCGAGAGUUGUGACAGCCAAUCGGAUGCUGAAGCAGAUGCUUUUCAGGUACCAGGGAUACAUUGGGGCAGCCUUGGUUCUCGGUGGGGUUGACGUGACUGGGCCUCACCUCUACAGCAUUUACCCCCACGGAUCGACUGACAAGCUGCCUUACGUCACGAUGGGUUCUGGAGCGCUGGCAGCCAUGGCCGUCUUCGAGGACAAGUUCAAACCUGACAUGGAGGAAGAGGAAGCCAAACAGCUUGUGAGAGAUGCCAUUGCAGCUGGCAUAUUUAACGACCUGGGCUCCGGCAGUAAUAUUGAUCUCUGCGUCAUCAGCAAGAGCAAGCUGGACUUCCUCCGUCCAUACAACACGCCCAACAAGAAGGGGGAAAGGCAAGGAAAAUACCGGUGUGAGAAGGGAACCACGGGCAUCCUGUCUGAAAAGGUGACACGCCUGGAGCUCGAAGUGGCAGAGGAGGCGGUGCAGACCAUGGAUACGUCCUGAUUUCCGGCGGAGAUGCCAGGGCAUGGAUUGGGGACCGAGAGUAUUCCUUUUAAGUUGAAAUGCUUUUGGAAUGUUGCAGUGAACCAAAUUAAUAAACCAAUAAUGGGAACGGC
Molecule: messenger RNA, 1088 nt
Organism: Python bivittatus (Burmese python)
Lineage: Eukaryota; Metazoa; Chordata; Lepidosauria; Squamata; Pythonidae
Source: RefSeq, a predicted model, not a curated record